This is a messenger RNA of Pseudomyrmex gracilis, 541 nucleotides long. It is a transcript of the gene ATPsynCF6, whose product is annotated as ATP synthase-coupling factor 6, mitochondrial. Gene Ontology annotation, molecular function: proton transmembrane transporter activity. The transcript is spliced from 4 exons. Gene Ontology annotation, biological process: proton motive force-driven ATP synthesis. The coding region runs from base 109 to 399 and encodes 96 amino acids. The record is from RefSeq and is a predicted model, not a curated record. Lineage: Eukaryota; Metazoa; Arthropoda; Insecta; Hymenoptera; Formicidae.
CAAUAAAUAUUCACACGGUUGCGUAUCGAGUAGAUUUGACGUAGUUUAUGCGUAAAAACUGGAGUUUUGAAAAGCGGAGUGUUAGAUAAAAAAAAAAAGCAAGCAAUCAUGCUGAGGUCACGUGUUGCCAAUCUGUCAAAAUCUUUCAAACGCGACAUCACUACUAACAUCCCAGGUUUGCAGAAAGCGAGUGAUCCCAUACAACAACUCUUUCUCGACAAACUUCGCGAAUACAAGUCAAAAAGCGUAGGAGGGAAAUUGGUUGAUGCCAGUCCAGACCUUUUGAAGGAAAGAGAAGCUGAAUUAGAAAAAAUUGGUGCACAAUAUGGUAUUAAAAAGGGAGAAGAUCCAACAAAAUUCCCUUCAUUCACUUUUCAAGAUCCACCUAUAAGUCUGUGAAUAUAUACAUAUAUCAAUAUGUCCUAUAAAACAUAGAGCUACGUACAGAUUGAACGAAUGAUUAAAUAUUGAGUUGUAACAACUUGUUAUAUAAAAUAUAUAUAUAUGUACUAUAUUAUUAUAUUUACAUUAUUUGAAUCUU